Molecule: messenger RNA, 5051 nt
Organism: Taeniopygia guttata (zebra finch)
Lineage: Eukaryota; Metazoa; Chordata; Aves; Passeriformes; Estrildidae
Gene: TIMP3
Product: TIMP metallopeptidase inhibitor 3
Biological process (GO): negative regulation of endopeptidase activity; response to hormone; negative regulation of membrane protein ectodomain proteolysis
Cellular component (GO): extracellular matrix
Molecular function (GO): protease binding; metalloendopeptidase inhibitor activity
Source: RefSeq, a predicted model, not a curated record
CGAGCGGCGCGAGCCGGGUAUAACUCCUCGCGCCGGUGCCGCUCCGUCCGCAGCGCUCCGCACCUCGGCUCCCCUCAGCUCCGCUCCGCUCCUGCACGGUCCCGCCGAGCGAGACAGGGGCAGGGCAGGCAGCCGCGACCCACGGGCUGUCAGAGAGCGAGAAUAAAGUCAGGCGAACGCAGCAUCGGCCGCCUCCCGCUCCGCAGAAGUGAGGAGGCACCUCGGGGGCAACAUGACGGCGUGGCUGAGCUUCCUCGUCGUGUUCCUGUGCAGCUGGAGCCUGCGGGACUUGGUGGUGGAGGCUUGCACUUGCGUCCCCAUCCAUCCGCAGGACGCGUUCUGCAACUCCGACAUCGUGAUCCGAGCUAAAGUGGUGGGGAAGAAGCUGAUGAAAGAUGGACCCUUUGGAACGAUGCGAUACACAGUCAAGCAGAUGAAGAUGUACAGGGGCUUCCAGAUAAUGCCACAUGUUCAGUACAUCUACACAGAAGCCUCUGAGAGUCUUUGUGGAGUCAAGCUGGAGGUCAACAAGUACCAAUAUCUGAUUACAGGCCGGGUGUAUGAGGGGAAGGUUUACACUGGCCUGUGCAACUGGUAUGAGAAAUGGGACCGGCUGACUCUGUCCCAGCGCAAAGGACUGAACCACCGUUAUCACCUGGGCUGUAGCUGCAAGAUUAGGCCCUGCUACUAUUUGCCCUGCUUUGCCACCUCCAAGAACGAGUGCAUUUGGACAGACAUGCUCUCCAACUUCGGCCACUCGGGAUAUCAAGCAAAGCACUAUGCCUGCAUCCAGAGGGUGGAAGGCUACUGCAGCUGGUACAGAGGAUGGGCACCUCCAGACAAAACGAUAAUCAAUGCCACAGAUCCCUGAGCAGCUCUCCUUUUCCUUAUCUCCCCUCUCCCUUACUUGUGGCUGAUCUUCCUUUGGACAUUAACUCUUACCAGAUCGUGAUGAUGACAAUGAAAUUAGUGCCUAUUUUCAUGCAAAUUCUAGCACUUCGAACACUUAAAAAAGAAAAGGAAAAAAAAGGAAAGGAAAGAAAAAAGUCUGUGCUACCUUACUGAAUUUGUAAUCACCUUUUCCAUUUUUUGAUACCACUCAUUUUGAUCAGACAACAUUUGGGAGCUUACUUUUGCACACCAGAGGGAAAAAUGGGAGGGAAAAAAAGGAAAAAAAAUUAAAAAAAAAUGGAGCUCUUGCUCUCUUACAUGUAUCAUUAGCUGUAGCAAUAUAAUCUCUAUUUUUUUAGGAAAACAAAAAUCUAAAAACUAUGCCAGUUAGGCACUGUAUUCUUCUAUGUGCUGGCUUCCCAUCACCCUUCUUCAUGCACUAAGUGCUGAAAAUACAUAGAAAAAUCUAUUUUAAGGGAAACAGAUUUUAUUAAUCAGAUUCAUCAGGCAAAUGAAGCAAAAUGAAAAGAAACCCAGCCUAAACCAUGGACAAAAUGACAUCCAAAAGAAAUCCUCCUCUCUAGGAGAGAUUGGCAAUGUGAUUGACUCCAGCAGUGGGAGACUUUACCUGGUGUGUCUGACCACAUCAUCUGGUAAAAGCAUUGUUGGCUAACUCUUCUUGCUAAUUCAGUCACAGUGUGAAUGCAACAGCACAUUUGAAGUUCUGGCUUUCCCCAGAAAAAAAGAGAGUAUUUUGUAUUCUUGUUGUUGUUGUUUCAAAAACAAAAGCCCCAUCCCCUAUUUUCAGGGAGGUAAAUGCAACUACAGCAGAGCAUAAGAAGGGUUGUCCCAUCCUGUUUUGAGCAGCAUUGGCCCCUGAAAUUUUUGCAGCUUAGCUUCAACAGCAAAACUAGCUUGUGAACACCUUAAACCAAUCAGAUGCAAAAAUAACAACUGUAAAUCAAUCAUGUGCAAGAGGGAAAGGGGAGACUUGCUAGAACUCAUAUUAUUAAAAAAAAAAAAAAAUGUAUUGCCAAAAUAGUGUUUUGCUGAACUAAGAUGUAUAUACACAUUAUGACAUAAGCUAUUUUUGACAGGAUGUGGAUUUUUUUUGGUGUUAUAAACAAAAGAAUGGUUUGAUUGUGUUUUAAAGACAGAAAUAUUGACAUUCCGAGUUGAUGAGUUGCUUUUAAGAUAUUGAAGCUCCAGUGUAUCUGCAGUAGUGGCUACAGUCAUUGUUUCCUUUGUAACUCCUUGCACCACGGUUCCUCCCCUGCAGCUACAAUAGCUGCAUUUGUUUAUAUGGUGAAAGGAAGUGUGUGUGUGGGCUAGGCAAGGAAAAGUGGUCUCCUAAUAAGUGUUGUCUGGGAUCAUAAAAUUUUCAGCUGCCCGGAGGAUUCCUUCUGUGUCAAGUGCUGUGUUUCCCUCUAGGCACUGUUAAGCAUAGCCCUGUGCAUGUGCUCAUACCAUGUCCUGCAGUCAUGUGGAAGGAGAAGCCUUACUGUCUUGUGCUUUGCUGUUGACUGGAGUUUUUUUUUUUUUUUCAUUCUAUUUUGUUUUUUAUUAUUAAGAAAACUAUAAUAUAAUUUUUCUUAUCAAAUAAAAGUAUUUUAAGUUUUAAUGAUGGUGAAGAAGGGGUGCUGACAAAAUGGGUGACUUAAGUUUUGGAUGGGGAGGGCUUGGGCAGGGAGAAGAUUGUGCUUAACUUCAUUUUUGUAUUAUUAUGAUUAUUUAUCUUAAGUUUCCAUAUAUCUUCCGUUCAUUCCACUUAGAAAGCAGAGCUGCCACCAGCAGGAAAAAGUUGUUACAGUGACUCCAGCUUGGGGCAAUACAGCAUUUUACUGUCAGUGACCUCAAUUACUGGAGAGUUGUUUAGAACUACUUUGCCAAAUGGAAAAGAAUGAGUGUCUGAGAUGGACCCUGAUGUGUUUUUAAGUUCCUUGUGUGCUACCAGAGCGCUGCCAGAUGUACACCCUCUGAAAUGCCUCAUUUGCUGGAUGACUUGUUGCAGCAAAAAGCUUCAUUUUUAGCAUGAACUUUAAAGGGCAUUUUCACAGAGUUGCUGUAAGAAGUGCCUAGGUCUGCUGCCUGUAUUUUUUUCCCAGCAGCUCUGAGUGGCAAGGCAACACAAAACACAUUGAAAGUCUAUUGGAUUUUCCUGUGAUUUAGAUUUGGAACACUUCUCAGAAAGUCCUCUUCCCUGUGACUACUCCUAAAUUAUGGGCUGGAGAUGAGAGGGGGAGUAGGGUGCUUCAUGACACCCAUCACAGGAUCAGGUGGUGGUUCAGAAAGUUGUUCCUUUUGGCAAAAUAUGGAUUUGGCCUUUGGGUCCAGUGGAACAAUCUCUGAGUUUUGCAUGGCUGACAAAAUCUGUGAGGGUCACUGAGGGCAGAAUGGAGCCACCCUCAGUGUUUGCAUUGUCUGGAGUCAGCAGUGCAGGAUGUGGCCCUCCUCAAGCUCAAGGUGACUUGACAAAGCUGGUGUCUCUUUGAGCUGCAGCCACUUCUCACAGCUUUGGAAGGCUAAACAAAAAUGCCCCUUGAUGCAGUAAAGUGUUGAUUUGAAUUUUCAUUAAACUGCAGCUCUGUGUAUUUUACCUGUCACUGAUUCAUUUAGCUAGCUGAGACAUCACAGUAUUGCACUCAAAUUAUUGUGAAAAUAUUGCGUUCUAAUACUAUGAGGACUUGUGUUCCUACGUAGGAUAUAAUGUAGCUAUGUGCUUUGUAAACAACAAAACAGCAGAUGCAUUACCAGAAAGUGAAGCAUAUUCCCACUUUGUUUUGCAGACAGUAAAAUGUUUCUGAGAUGCAGACAGCUAGACUGGCAGGGGCAGAGGUUUGAUGGCAAAUCUUUGUCCUUGCUGUGUAAAGAAACAGUUGUUAAGGCUUUUCAAAAUGUGAAGCCGAAAGGAGGGGGAAGAAUCCAGUGAAAAUACAUUUCUUUUGGGAAGCUUCUUUAUUUUGUUUCUGUGAAUGCUAUCAGGGACAUGCAUUUCUUGGGCUUGUGUUUGCAAUAAGGACCUGCCUGAAGGCACUCCUGAAGUGAAAGCCAUUACAUGGAUUGAAUUGGCUCUAAAUUCUGGAUUGAACUGGCUCUAAGUCUUUGAGCCUUCCUCCUUUCUGUCAGCUCUCCUUUCUUCUGCCUUGCUAAGUCACUUCUGCCUGCCAAUGGAGAUGUCCAGGAUUACACACACACUCCCUGCCACCAUGCUUUAGACACACAAACAUUAUUCAAAAUAUUUUUUAAAGUGCAUAGCUAAUUUCUAGACUAAAGCUGUUCAGUUUCUUAUGCAUGUUUCUUCCCUUACUUGAUGUAGAGUGUUUUUCCCUUUAAAAUGACAAAAAUAGAUAUUGAAGGUUUGGGAAAGUUUAGAUUCUCUUUGCCUUUUCCAAAGUGGAGGGGGUACAGAGUAGGAGAUCUGUGCAUGAAGUUCCUUAAAUAAAAUCCUCCUGAGGGAGGCUUCUACUUCCCCUGUAUGGGAAAGAAAUGCCAUUUUAAAGUCUAAAUUUCCCAUGUUUUGACAAGUUACGUGGCCCUUAAGGUAGGACUAUUCUAAAACAUAAAUCUAUCAUUGUAUUCCAUUCCUACUUGUCAGAGUGAAAUGCUACCUCACAGUGAUGGGAAACAUACUGUUGUGUUUUUAAAGUAAAGACUGCUGGAAAUAAAGGCCUCCAUGAGAACAAAUUUCCAUCCUUGCAGAUAUUUUUGAAAAUACUGCUCGUUUAUAAUGUGCUUUGUAGCUUAGAAAGACAGAACAGAAUUUAGGGAACUGCAAAAAGUUUUGGCUUUUUUUACAGUAAGUGACUUACGGGGCUACUUAUGGGUCUUGAGAAAAAACCAUAAAAACCCACUAAACAUUUGCUGCUGUUUUGCUUGUACUGGCUUCUCCUUCUCUCUGACACUCCCUUCAUAGAGCCACUCUGCUGUUCCUGAUAGUCAUGGAAACUUGGGGAGAGAACCAAACCCAUGUGAAAAAUCUUGUCCAGAAGGAAUGUAUUUGUUGCUAAAUUUCUAGCACUGUUUACAGUUUUCCUCCAUGUUAUUUAUAAAUUUUAUAUUCAGUGAAUGUAUAUUGUCUUUUAAGGUAAUGUUGCAUAAUGUUCACUUUUUAUAGUGUCCUUUUAUUCUAAACAGUAAAGUGGUUUUAUUUCUAUCACAGA